Messenger RNA from Oikopleura dioica, 3690 nucleotides. NCBI's taxonomy places the organism in Eukaryota, Metazoa, Chordata, Appendicularia, Copelata, Oikopleuridae. The record is from the annotation of a GenBank genome assembly.
AUGGUGAGCGAGUACAAGGAGUGUCCACUCUGUAAAGAAGAACUCGUCUCCAAAUCACAUGUCAGAGAACACAUCAUAAGCCACCAAGUUGACAAAGCUUACAGUUGCGCUAAAUGUGACGACUUCUUUGCAAACUGGGGCGAUCUGAUGGAACACCUCGGCGUUCAACACAACGAGUCGUCUUACUCGGAGCGUAUUCACUGGAACAACGUCACCACCGGCGAGCUAAUAAAAAACAUCUGUGAAGACAUUUCCUCCGAUGUUUCGAACUCUGAGAGUUGCCGGUCGUCCGAUAUUUCGUGCCCCUCGCCUGACUCUGCUAUUCAAGGAUUUCUCGAUCAAAAAGCUACACCACUGGAGGACAUAUCUGAAGACAUAGAAGAGGCUGAUGUUCCCGAACGAUCGCCCGAUUCUGGCUUCAUCAUGACUUCUGGUACAGAAGCAGAUGCAAUCGACGCUGGUUCCUCUGGUUCCCCGUUUACCAGCAGAAUCAAUUUGAAGAGAACGAAACCGAUGUAUGUAAACAUCACCCGGCUGGAUCCAUCAAAAGACUACGUCGAUGGUGCAAGCAAAAAAGGAGCGGUGAGACGUGUGUCUACGCAGGAAAAGAACAGGAUUGACGAGGAAGUACUCGAUAUUUUCAACGAGUCGCAAGGUUCGCCAGAAGCUCUUUCUCGUCCUGACACUCCGAUCGAAACGGUCAUCGCUGAAGAGAGUGAAAAAGAAAACAUCGAGCCAUCACUGGGAGAAAAAGAAAAGCCUGUAUCACAGCCCGAGCCAGUCCAAUCUGCUGAUAGUCCUCUACCUGCUCUAGAACCAGUUGAGGAUCAACUGGAAAAUGCUCCUCAAGCAGAAGUAAAAGAAGAACCAGUGGAUGAGAAUGAGCAACAUUCUGAGUCACCAGAGCCAGAAAUCGAAGUCAACUACAGCGAAGGAGAUAUCGUCUGGGUCUGGAUGAAAAAAUUCCCCAUUUGGCCAGCCCUUAUUUCUAGAUCGCCAGUAGAAGAAGGAGGGGACUUUGUGCGCUUGGUGAAGGGACUGAAAAAGGGAACGGAUGAAAUGGUGAAGAACUACCACUGCCAAUUCUUCGGCGAUCGAACUGAGCGAGCAUGGAUGACUGGAAAUGCGAUUGUGAAUUGGGAAGAGAACAUGGAGCCGCUGGAUCAAUUCACGAAAAUCACAGAAGCUAUCAUCAACAAGAUCCACAAGGCCUACAAGAAAAAGGAGCGCUCAAAGCAGCUGUUGACCGUGAAAAGAAAGUUGACAAAAACACAAGAAGGCAGUUUUGAAAAGGCAAUCGAAGAGGUCAAAGAUGCACUGGCAAUCGAAAACAUAGAUGAUAGAAUUGAAAAAUGGGGCAUCCAAUACAUCGAUGAAGAGGACAUCAGAGAGUUCAAGCGAGUGAGGGAUGCGGAGAGGCGAAAGAGCGAACCGAAAAAGACCGUCACGAAGAAAAAAAGCAUCUUGCCAAAGACGGUCAUCACGCGUUUCGAUGAGCUUGAUUGGGCAGAAAGCGCGGAAGAGCGAAAUCCAACUCUACUCGUUGACGAGAGAAGAAUGAACGAUCACAGAAGAGUCGAGGCUGUACCUGUUCUUAUGUCUCACCCAGAGAGGAAGGAGUACAAGCCCGUGAUGCAUGAGACACGAACGAUUACAAAGGAACUCGCUGAGCGGGCAAUUUCGACACUGUUCCGAAAAACCAAGCGAUCUCAGCAGAAGGAAUCGCCCGUGAAGCCUUUGAAAAAGAAACCAGCUGAAAAAGAAGACGUCGUCGGUUCCAAAGGCGAUCACAAAAACGUGUGCGUCGACUGCGAAGAGCCGAGUACCGAAGAGAUGGGAGGACAUUUCUGCCGCGUUUGCAAGCAAUUCUUCCACGAAUUGUGUCAGAGCAAUGAGAAAGAAAGUGUUGUCUUUAUUUGUCGCAAGUGCAAGGAUGGGAAGUACAGUUGCUUUGAGUGUAAUAUGGAGAUAUCGGAUGAGGACGCCGUGCAAGAUCCAAGUCUAGCCAUAGCAUGGUGUCCAGUCGAAGAUUGCGGCAAGGUCUAUCACAGGCACUGCCUUGAAGAUAACAAAUAUUCGACACCAUUUUCCUCCAAAGAGUCAUCCGAGCAAAGUUACAAAUGCCCACAUCACAACUAUUCGCUGAAGCUAACCUCAAGUUCAAAAGGAAAAAUGUUCAAAUGCAUUCGAUGCCCAACUGCCUAUCAUUUUAACGCUGAGAACAAAAAAGACAAAGAUGAUGAAUGUGUUCCUGCUGGUAGCGUGCUCAUUGCUGGGACGAGCAUUAUUUGUCCAAAGCACUUCAAUCGACGGAAGGAUAAGAAGAGCCAUCGACAGAUCCACGUCAAUAAUUGCUUCCACUGCUUUGAAGGAGGUAAUCUGAUCAUUUGCGACCGAUGUCCGGCUGCCUAUCACGAGGCUUGUCUCGAGAGCCCUCCUAACUCCGAUGGGGCCUGGUUCUGUCCGGAUUGCGAGAAGGGAUCGACAAUUCAUUACAACGAUAUUGUCUGGGCAAAGAUCGGUAACUAUCGCUGGUGGCCGUCCGAAGUCUGCCAUCCAAAAAACAUUCCAGACAACAUCGCCAACAUAAAUCACGAAGCGGGCGAAUUUGCAGUCAAAUUCCUUGGUACCAAUGACUACUACUGGCUCAACCAGCAUCGGUGCUUUCUUUACAAGGGACUUGUGGAUAAUCCGGUUGCGUUAUUAUACCAUAAUAAUCAAGCUUUAUACAAAAUAAACGAAGAUGGCAAGGACAUUGACCGUUUAACCUAUCUCGGAGCUUUGUCUGGAAAGGGUGGCCUCAGAGACCAUUUCCGUGAGGCUCUUAUUGUGGCGGAGAACUUGUUCGACGAAAGAAGAGGCAUCAAAUCCUCUGGUGGAUCUCUUCCUUUCCAAAAGAUCAUUAAGAAUGUCGUUCACCAGAGUUUCCCCGACAAUCUGAAGCAAGCAAUCAAAAAGAGAAUAGAGUACAACCUAUCAGAGACCGAAAUCUGUGAGUGUCACAAGCGCGGGAACAUGUGCGACGAAGACUGCCAAAAUCGCCAGCUCCAAAACGAGUGCUCCUCGAAGUGUCCCAACGGAGACAAGUGCCAGAACCGUCGAUUCACCAAGCGCCAGUACCCGCCUCUUCAGAAGUUCACUACCACUUGGGGCGGGAAUGGACUCAAGGCGAAGAAACUCAUCUCGAAGGGUACUUUUAUCAUCGAGUACGUCGGCGAAAUCAUUUCGCACGAGGAGUCGAGGAUCCGUCUCGCAAAUUCGGCAAAGAUCGGCGUCACUAAUUAUUAUAUUCUCGAGCUCGAUAAUUUGCGGAUGAUCGACGCUGGUCCAAGGGGAAACAUAGCCAGGUUUAUCAACCACUCUUGCGACCCGAACUGCUGCAUUGACCCUUGGAUUGUUCAAGGAGACACUAGAAUUGGAAUCUUCGCAACGCGAGACAUCCAAGAAGGCGAAGAACUGACCUUCAACUACCAACUCCAGCAGUCGUCCGAGGAAGGCAAGACAAAAUGCCUCUGCAACAGCAAAAACUGCGCCGGCUACAUUGGCGACAAGGUCAAAAACGAGAAGCCAGAGUCAUCGCAGAACUCGAAGAAGUCGAAGUCCUCGAAAAAGCGCAAGCAAGCUUCGAGGAACUCGACCGCCGCCGAUACGAGCAUUUCACAAGUCACAAAGAAGAGGAAACUUGCGUAA